Funneliformis geosporum is the source of this 363-nucleotide messenger RNA. NCBI's taxonomy places the organism in Eukaryota, Fungi, Glomeromycota, Glomeromycetes, Glomerales, Glomeraceae. The record is from the annotation of a GenBank genome assembly.
AUGUCUGAAUUUUCUAAAGAAAUGUCUGAAGCAUGGAGAACAUUACCGGAGGAAGAAAAAACGAAAUACCAACGGAGGUACCAUAUAGAACGAGAUAAACUGGAGGAAGAUAAUAAAAUGUUAUCUUCUGCCAUGGUUAUACAUGAAUGUAGGAUCCUUAAGAUAGCCAAGAAUCUAGAAACGGCAUAUUUACUCCAUCGCAGUCCAGCUUCAGAAGGAUGGCUGUCAGAGCUGGGGGAUGCCGACCGCCGAAAGCUCUCAAUUGGCGUGGGGCAAGUGUUGAAGAUGAUAAUAACAGAUAAUACGAUACCAGAGGAAUCUAAGAAAGCAGAGUUUGUUAGAAAAAAAGUGCAAAUGGAAUGA